AUGGCUUCAUCAGGAGACAAACGAGAUAAAACCAACCAAAAUGCAGAUCAGAAAGAGAAAAAACGAAAGGAGUCGAUUUUAGACCUUUCCAAGUAUCUCGAAAAAACGAUCAGAGUCAAAUUCGCGGGCGGCAGAGAAGCCAGUGGGGUACUGAAAGGUUACGAUCCGUUGUUGAAUCUCGUCUUGGAUAAUACAUCGGAAUAUUUACGUGAUCCAGAUGAUCCUUACAAACUGGUAGAGGACACCCGACAGCUAGGACUAGUAGUUUGCAGGGGCACUAGCGUUGUUCUGAUUUGUCCGAUGGAUGGAAUGGAAUCGAUACAGAAUCCUUUUAUUUCUCAAGAUUAA
Psylliodes chrysocephalus is the source of this 348-nucleotide messenger RNA. The record is from the annotation of a GenBank genome assembly. NCBI's taxonomy places the organism in Eukaryota, Metazoa, Arthropoda, Insecta, Coleoptera, Chrysomelidae.